Molecule: messenger RNA, 5232 nt
Organism: Acanthoscelides obtectus
Lineage: Eukaryota; Metazoa; Arthropoda; Insecta; Coleoptera; Chrysomelidae
Source: the annotation of a GenBank genome assembly
CCCAAGCCGGUCCUGUGAAGACGUUUAAUCGAAGGUACCGGGCCUGUCAGUUCGUUUGUGGUCUAACUAGAACAAGCAACCCUUAUUUAUGAGAUACUAGAGAGUAAACCCCAUUUAAGAUGCUCGUGGCAUGGCUUCUACUUUCGUUAAACAUAUUCCAUUACGCUAGAAGUCAAGAUGAUUCUUUGAAAAGUGCUAUUGAGGCCAUUGACAGACGUACGAGGGACCUAGAAGACUAUGAGGACAAUGAAUAUGGAUAUACGCUGAAUGCUCCUGAAGGAGUUACUUUUCUUAAAAAUUAUCCAUUAGAGAGGUCCUACGAUUUUGGAAGACCCGAUAGCUACCUAGAAGAUGGUUAUGAUCCUGAUUUCACCAAUAAGAGGAUCUCGUCCUCCUUCCGUGAACGAGUUGAGCAGGACAACCAGAAACAACUGGAAGAAUUAGUUCACCUUAUAUCUUCAAUGGACGACAAAGGAAGAUUCAGCGAUGAUGACUAUGAAGAUAUUAUAAAGCAACUGUGGACCACCUACCGUAAGCCACAUGUUAAGAAUAACUUCAAAACUUCUAGAGUUGACAAGAAGUACUACUAUCCUCAAAUUGGAUUGGAUGGUGGCCGCAUGACAAAACGUAGACCAUACACCGAUGAGACGUUUGAUAUUCCAUACUUCCGUCGUAGCGAAGACGACAUUGAAGACGAAGAUGACGAAGAUUAUUCUUCCAAUACAUUGAGAAAACGUUUUGAUCGCACCGAUUACAAAAUAAAGAAGUUACGGGCAAUGUAUAACAACAACCCAUAUUAUAAAUUGAAACGAUUUGCUAUAGCUAAACGCAGCAAUGGGCCUACUGAGUCUGCUAAGGAUGAAAAACAUGAACAUCAAAGAUCCAGUGUCAAAAAACAAACAGAUCCAAAAGUGCAAGAAGAGCUUAAUGAUAUUUUUGGAAAUAAAAUUUCGGAUAGCACUACCAAAGGACCUGAUACUAAAGCUACUACUAGUAAGAAAGAGACAUCGAUGACCACGACGAUUAAACCAACUGGAGAAAAAGAUACGAAAGAAGAUUAUCAUCCAUUAUCUCUAGUAAGCCAGAAGCCUUUGCAAAUCAAAAAAAAGUCUAUUGACUGGUCUGAUUACUUUGGGUUAGAUAGACGUAAGAAGUCUGAUUCUAAUGAUUUGGAUAAAGAGUGGCUAAUAGAAAGGUAUCACAAAUCCGUGGCACUGACAAAAAGAAGAGCCUCAGAGCUUCCUAUGACAUCUUUCAGAAAUCAUGAUUCAAUGCCCAAAAAGAAUUUUCAGAAACCAACACAAAUAACUGUUGAAGAUCUAGCAUCGGACAAGUUGGAGGAUCUUGAUGCCAAACUUAAAGAUAUGGAGGAUGAUAUUAUAGACGGUGCCCUGAAAUACACUGGAGCACAUGAAGGCACGGGAGAUCCUAAUGAAAUUCAAGAGAUCAAAGAUAAAGUAAUCUCAAGACUAGCAGCUGCGUAUAGCUUAGAAAAAAUGAGGAACGCCUUCGAAGAAUAUAAGCUGACAGUUGGAAAACAAGAGCAGAAGAAUAAAGAUAAAGAAGAUGAUAAGCUUCUGUUUGCUGAAGAAAAAAGGGUAGCUGUGCCGAGAAAACAAGUUCUAGAUGAAGAUAUCCCGGAAGCAGAUAAUGCCAUUCAGUGUCCUGAUGGUGAUGAUGAGUGUAAGCAGAAUUACAGGACACCAAAUGAGAUUAUAGAGAACCAUUUUGGAACAGAAGAAUGCCCAGCUAUUGAAAAGGCCUGCAAUGAUGUGGCCACCAUAAUUGGUCAGUAUGGGCAAGUCCUUAGAAGCGCUUGUACCAUGCAUCAAAUGUGCUUGUUAUGCAGUAACAACAGCUGGUUUUCCCCGACUCGUCAGUGCAACACCUUGUUCUUAGACAAGGCGUACGACCUAUGCAAAGGAAACAUGGCCUGCCAAAAGGUAGCUCAACGAUCAGUAAGAUAUUUGAUUGACGUUCACCGUUCUUUGCAUGUUCAACCUACUGAGAUCAACGACUGCGAGUUGGCCUGUCCAGAUAUAGAAUCUAGUAACUUCGAUCUUUCUUCACGAUAAGCUUUCGUCUUGCUAUUUUGAUGUAAUACAUGCUACUCCAUGAUGUUUUAGAGCAGACUGAAGGUAUUUUGUUGAUUCAGUUGUAUUGGAACUUGAGUUUCCAUCAGGGUGUCUCAGAUUUUACUAGCGAGAUAUCUUUGCAUUGUUCAUGCUCAUAACUUAUUGAUGUUGAACCUAAUACCAUCAAUAAUCCUAUUAGUAACAAAAUAGCGAAAGUUAGACAUUUGAUAGCGAAUUUACGAAACCAUUUUUGCCAAAAGCUGUCAACAGCUUUUCUAUAAAAAGUUUUGACUAUAAUGUAUUGACUUAAUCUUCUUUGCUGUAAACGUUUCAAUCAAUAAGCUGAUCUUCAGUAUAAAGACAAUAUUGUCAUUGUACUGAAGAAGAUCUCUUUGAUUGUAGGUUUACGUUUGUUUGUCAAUACAUGUGGUUUUAUUGGCUAGACAAGCAUGGGGGAUUCCUGACAUAUAAACCACAGGACAAGUUUCAGAUGUUACAUUAAGUUUUGACUAUAUUUCAAUUUUCAGAAUAGCAGUGGAUUAUAGGAUAGUAUGACAGGCCUAAAACUAGAUGUUUGGAUGUUUCUUGUUUUUUAUAAAAUGGUGAAAUGUUGGUUCCACUUUGAUAUGUUCACAGCCUUCUAGUUCUAAAAAAAUUACCAUUGCAACUUUUAGGUUAAUUAUAAUUGAAUCGGUGAUUUUAAAAAACGCUUUCUUGGAUAGAUGCGUAUUCUGGCUGUCACAUUCUUCCCUAGUCAAAAAAUUGCGUGACUCCUGUGAUUUUUCAAAUUAUUGAUUCAAUUAUAAUGCUCUAGAGUAAUGCUGUAAUACCAUGAAUUGUUACAUUGUGUACUUCAAGUGAAGUUAAAUGGCUCGACAAAAAAUAGAUUGCAUUUCUUAUUUCACUACUGUGGAAUUAUCAUAUACAGAAUAAAAACACAAAUCUGAGGUAUCCUAUACUGAUAUUUUUUUUAUAUUUGUUACUGUAUGUACUCAAAAAUAUUUCUGUUCGUUAAAACGUGUUGAACACGUGUUCAAAUGUGACAGUUGACAAUAAUCUAUUAUAUUUUCGAAAAGAAAAUGUCUUACUGUUGUUUGGAAUUGGUAAAGUUUUUUUAUACGAAGGAUCACGCACACGGGAUGUGGGAUUUCGGAGAUUGGUGAAAUUUCCUGAAAAUUUGCCAUUUUAUUUAUUUUUUUUAUACCAGAGUAAAUGUUAUUAUGGGCUCCAAGCUCUAUUGGCCUAUAAGGCUCAUCGACCUCUAAAAUCAUUAAAAUUGGUUCCAUGACUUUUAUCUAUCCCAAAAUACAGUUGACUAAGGUUCAGUAAACUGAGAUUGAUUUUGGACAGCUUUGUGUUGCUGUACCUUCAAAGAUAACUUGAAAAAGCGAAAAGCACUUUGUGCCUAAAGAAGUGCUCAAGUUGAUAUUAGCUGUCUAGUGGAUUUAUUCUCUUUCUGUGCUAAAGAACUUUCCGUCUGUAGCCCAACACCGGUGAUGAGAGGUCUAGGAAUAUGUCCUAAGUUCUAGCACAUACAAUGAGUACAUUAUUUCCGUUUGUUUCUAUUCUAUUGGUGAUAACAUAUGUUUUGUAAGAAUCUUAGGUUUGAUUUGUUUUAAUUUUAAUUCAGGAUGCUUCUUGUCGAGGUAAUAUAAUAAAACUAUUCAUUGGAUAAGGAAUUUCAAGUACUGCCUCACAUGUUUUGUUUAUGAAUGGCGCUUUCAGUUCUCGCUGUUCGUUUUAAAAACACGAGUUUGCUUACUUCUUCCUAAAUUUGCAGCAUUUUGGGCUUCUAAGUCUGUGUCCAGCUAGACGGCUUUUGCACGAUUUAAAGAAGCAUAUGCAGCUGCAAACAUUGAGAACGAUGUUGUGAAUACACUCGCGGAGUAUCAACGGGAUCUGGCUCAGAGUAAACUAACAUCAAAUUCAUUUUCAAAUCCGACUUGCUUAUAAAUUAGGUUAAGCUAUACACCUGGCGGCGCUAGAUUAUGCUGACUCACUAGUACCACAAAACAUUACACUUAUCACGGAAGAGGAGACUGGCCCAUUUAGCUUAGAGUUUUCGGAACUUAAUAUCUUGGUUAUCUUAAGGAUGUGGUAUAUGCGUUACUAGGAAAAUUUUAUUAUCUUUGUCUGACCUACACGCUCUGCAAAGAAAAGCCCCAACUUUGAGGACACACCCUGUAUUUAUUAAUGAUAUACUCGAAUAAAAUUCUAAUGUGGGGAUAGACUAUAGUCCAUUUAUUGAAGAAAGCAGCUCAACCUAAACAUAUUCACACACUCUUCACGUCCAGCACUAACAGGCCCAGCGAGGCUACAUGCACCCCCGUAUCGUCUCCCACUCCUAGCUUGGAAUUGGUCCUGCAUAUUCUGCCCAAUAACAAUUAUGAUCACUGUUACUCGAAAUAUAUCAACGUGCUGACCACGAACUGAACUCACGCUGGUUAUUUUGGUUUAAUAUCUUUCUUGGAUAAAUAGACUUUAAUAUUGGUAUCUGCUGGCAUUCGCAUUAUGCAGAUGAACCUGUUGAAAGUUUAUCAGUGCAUACGACUGGAUCACAGCGUUGAUGGACACAUCUGUCGCCUAGUUCCGAUGUUUGGUCCUUCACACAUCUUUUCUUUGUUUACCGAACGAAGAAGAAGAAAGGGAACUGAAGACCUCGACCAACUCAGAAAUGCACAUUUCGCUACAAGGUCGGGAAACCUUAAGAAAGGAAAGGAAAUUAAUAAGGAAUACUUUUAGGAUAUUUAACUGUUUUCCAAAACUCAAUGCCGUGUGCGUGUGAGCCUUGAUUAUUUUCAGUUUGUUUUAAAAACGCAUGGAUUGAUCACGUGAUGAAAACUACUUCCCUUCCACGAUAAAAUGCCUGAGACGUACUCACAAGUUACUUAAACGUACAUUAUAUGUGUAAGCUCUGUAUAACAUCUGUGAAGCUGGCCCAGAUGUACAGAGUUAAUAUCAUCGUAACCUUAUAAGUGUAUAGAUGUAUGUAGUAUCACAUAUUAUAUGAAUACACGUUAAAAAUGUUGUUACCAUAAAAUAUUUAAUCUCAUUCUCCACCUGAAUGUAUUAUGUUGUUAUACUUUGAAAGUUUUGUAUUUAUGUUCAGAUUUGAAAGCUGUAUAAGUAUUUAUUUUUGAUUAAAAUGAUUAUAGGA